AACUCGAGCCCACUAUGGGAAGAUUUCAUCAUUAAAGCGACAAAGCUCCACGCUUGUUUGAGAGCUGCCAUUCAAGCAAUUUCAUCAUAUUUGGAAGCAUUCCAAAAAAUUGCAGACGCCGCAACCAACUCAAAAGGGGCUUCUAAAGAGAUCGGAACAGCGCUUACGCGAGUCUGUUUGCGUCAUAAAGCUGUGGAAACGAGAAUGAAAACAUUCACAACAGCCAUCAUGGACAGUCUUAUAAUCCCUUUACAAGAUAAGCUUGAAGAAUGGAAACGUCAAGUGGUGAUUCUCGAUAAAGAUCAUACCAAAGAAUACAAACGCUGUCGUAAUGAACUCAAAAAGCGUUCAAGUGAUACUCUAAGAUUACAAAAGAAAGCGAAGAAAGGAACGUCCGACAACCUUCAAAGCCUUGUCGACUCAUCAAUGCAAACUGUCAAUCAACAAAAGGCAGAACUUGAUGAGGUGGAAAGAAAAUCACUGAGAUCAGCCAUGAUUGAAGAUCGAACACGAUACUGUCAAUUUGUAAACAUGUUGCAACCGGUUGUCAAGCAAGAGUAUGAAAUGAUGUAUGAGUUAGGACAUUUACAGGAAGCAAUGCAAACUGUCAGCAACGUUACCAAAGAUCCAACAGCAUUACCUCAGGCGUCAGAAGAGUUGAUUGCGGAGUCAAAAACCUCUUACAACCUUUAUCCCGAUUCGCCAACACAUUCAAGCUCUCAAGGAUGUUCAAACUCAUUAGGUUCACGAAAGAGUUCAGUUUGCUCAAUUAGUUCAAUGAAUAGCAGUGGUUCAAGUGGAUCACCCGGUCAUCAAUUCCAAAGAUCUUUAUCACAGUACAAUCCCGCCAUUCGUCUCAAGCCAGGCGAAUCGAGUGACAGUGGAUUUUGUUCAUCGCCAGCUUUGACAUCGCAGGUCUCGACAGUAACGAAUCAAUCGCACGCUGUGUCAACAUGGCCACCGCCCGGAGCUCAAGAAGCUGUCUCAAAUGCCGACCGUCCACAUACAAUCUCAACCGCCUACGAACGAGGCCACCAAAGACCUGCGUUAACUGUGUACACUUUCCAGAAUCCCGGCGACAACAUCACUGAAAGCACAUCGCAAAAGUCACCAGCUGCUUCCCUUUCAUGUCGACCGCCAUUGCCAAUUCGUUGUUCGUCUUUAGAACGUCCACUUUCGACAACAACCGCGCCACGAAAUGCAAAUGUCAAUAAUGCAAAUGCACGCCAAUGUCCAUCGCCAAUACCAGCGCAUGUUACAAAAGAACAUCCAACACUGAAUCAGCCCACUUAUGUUAAUAUGACUGAACUCGCUUCGAUGGCGGCUUAUAAAAAUACUAAUAGUAGUAAUAAUAACAAUAACAUAAUCACAACAACUACAACAGCAUCAACAACACAAUCCUUUGCUCAGUCUAACUCGCCGGCUCUCUCGUCAACAUCAUCUCUUGUAUCGCCCGAUUCAUCGGCAACAAACCCAAUUAGUUCCCCGGAAGGCUCUCAAACACCACAAAACACGCCAUUAACUAAUUCACCUUUAAUGAUUCAAAGUGUCGAUGCUCCGACGACAAAUGUUGACGAUUCAAAUCAUGAUGAUCUUUCCACACCAACUAACCAAGCACCUGUCGUUAAUGUAAAUGACAAUAAUUCCAAAUUCACAUGUGAAACAUUACAAACUCGUGACUCACCACCAAUUGAUGUUAAAAGCUUGGGAUCGGUGUUAGAUAAGGCAUCAAUGUUUGAAAAGAAGCUUGAGGAACAGCACCCUCAAACGAGUGCACCGACACAUCAUCCAAUAACAUUACCAAUUAAUAACACACUGAACUUAACUCCCGCUACAGUGGCACGUCUUGAGUCUAUUUAUGGCAAGAAGACGGAAGAGAUUUAUAACAAAACUGCUGGUUUGUUGUUGGACAGGGACAGGGUUGAUGCAGAAGCGCUUGAUCCGAUUGACACAGUUGAGCUUGAUAAUCUCAUUGGCGAAUUGGAUCAAUUUCAAAAGGAGCAUGAAGCAAAGGAACGUGAAAGACAGUCGAAGCAUACGACGAACGGUCAUUGCGAACAUCAAACACCAAUCGCCAUUAAAUCCUUACAAUCACAAACAAUUCAUAAUGACAGCAUCAUGUCCACAUCAACAACAAUAACGCACGCUUUUAGUGAUCCGGAUAAAAAUGACAAAGUUUCACUCAGCGCCAGCUUGAAUUUUUCAAUCACAAGCAACGCAAGCAUGACGGCAAACACGACGCUGAGUGACUUACAGAAAUUUAAUUGUAGCGAUAGUGAAAAAUAUUGGAAUGAUAACAAUAACGAUUUGUCAGCAGAUACCGGCUUCGAGAAUCCAUCGUUUGUUCAUUUAAACGACACAAAUAUUGUGGUAAUGCGCGACAAUGAUUUUCCCACCGACUACUAUGCUAAGAACUCAGCAGAGAUCGUCGUAUUGCGAUGUAAAGACACGACAAAAUUGAAUGGAAACGGAAGUAAUAACAACAGCAUCACUGAUUUAAAUGCCAUUGAUUCAAUUGCCGCUGAUCAGAAGCAAAGAUUGAGCUCAUUUCGGGCUGAGAACAACAACGUUUCGUAUACAUCGUCAACAAACAGUUCACCAAACCAUUACUUUAACACCAACAACAUCAAUAACAAUUCCAUUCCGGGCCUCGUAAAAAGUGUCUCGAAUUCAUUUGCAUCGUUGAUGUAUGGGCAAGUGGAUGAGCCAAGUGUCAAUGUUAAUAAUAACGUAAAUGUUGUAAGCAGUAAUAAGCCAGCCAUAACACCAAGACCUGCAUCACUAUUGUCUGGUGUCUCGAGAAUUGCAAGACGCUCCUCGGUAAACACGGUAAAGCCGCCACCUCCAGUUCGUCGUAGUUCUAGCGUAACGCCAAGUCAUCAUGGAGACGCAAAUAACCCACAAAAUAAUUUAAUGCAGCACCAGCAGCUUAAUGUGUCCUCUGAAAGCUUACCGCCACCUCCAGCUUAUCUUCUUGAUCGAAAUCAUCAACAUCAUGUGACGACAAAUGCUAACUCGCAUUACAUGACAUCAUCAACAUCAAUGGGUCAAAUGUCAACGACCAAUGGAACUUCUAAGACGCACAACGAUAUUCGACAUAGUCCUGGUGUGAUGCGCCGCCAAUUAUCACUCAUCAGCAAUCAUCACCCAUCAAAUCAUUCACAGAACUCACAUAGCAUCACUUACAGCUCUCAACCAUCAACACCAAAGCUAGAAAAAGAAGGCAACAGCAGCAUGUUUUCUAUUUAUGGAGCUACGACUGGUAAUGGACAAACAUACACCAGCGGUGAUAUUUUUGGAACGAUGCCACGACAAGUUAAAUCCCAACAAGGUAUUUACGCUCAACCCAAACAAGUGGCAUCGGUUUCCAGUUUCAGAACGUCAAGUCCAAAUCCACCACCUAAAAGUGCGGGUCUUUUAGCACAGUUAACUGCACGAAUUACACCAAAUAAAUCAUCAAAUCAACAACAACAACAACAGCAGCAACAGCAACAGUCACAACAAAAUGAUAACGAGAGAUCACGUAAUGAACCAAUUUAUCAACGACGUGGUUCUAAUCAAUCAAAUCCUUAUUAUGAUACGCAAAAUAUUUAUGGUCAACAACAAAAACAACAGCAGCAACAGCAACACCAAAACGACGAUUAUCAGACCGGAAACUAUGGAGAUAAAACAGAAUCGAGUGUUUUAGCAAAAACAUCGCCGGGAUUCUUGGAUAACUUAAAUCAAAAGUUGGCAGAACAACGAGCAUCAAAUAAAGCAUUUCAAGUUAGAAGUUACAUAAACAGCAAAGUGGUGCCCGAUCCCCGCAUUGUGAGAGAGUCUUUGAUGGAUCAAAUAAAACGAGGCGCCAAUCUAAAACAGACACGAGAUGAUUAAACAUGCAGCAACAUGAAAAAUGAAUUUCACUUUGAGAUUAAUUUUUAAUUGACAAGCUUAUAAUAAUUACAUAAUUAAUUCGAUUCAAAAUUGAUAUGUUUAUUAAUGUGUCAUCAAAUGAGUAGAUAUUUAUGAAAACCGAUCUUGUCAGUAUUGGAAAUUAGAAUUGAAAAGGAUUUUAAAUGAUUUCAAUUCCAAUUUCUUUUAAAUAAGAAUAUGAACCUUUUGUGUUCCGACACAUUUGCCGUGUUUUAUUGAACUUAGCAAGUGCUCGUAAAAUUUCGAAAGGUAAAUAAAUUGAUUGAAUUAAUCACUCGAUAUCGUUGCUUUUAAAACGAAAAACGAGUAUUCGUCGAGUUCAAAGACGGUUUUCUUUUAAAAAUCAACUAUAAAACAAUUCGAAAGUUAACCAAAAUAUGAAAUCCUUUUAAGAAAGUAAUUGGACAUGAUUUUACUUUCAUUCUUUCAUAGUGAAAAACCCAACAAAAGUGCUCAAAAUCUCGUAAAUUUUAACAUUUAUU
Messenger RNA from Clunio marinus, 4397 nucleotides. The record is from the annotation of a GenBank genome assembly. Lineage: Eukaryota; Metazoa; Arthropoda; Insecta; Diptera; Chironomidae.